This is a messenger RNA of Solea senegalensis (Senegalese sole), 3004 nucleotides long. It is a transcript of the gene pip5k1bb, whose product is annotated as phosphatidylinositol-4-phosphate 5-kinase, type I, beta b. Lineage: Eukaryota; Metazoa; Chordata; Actinopteri; Pleuronectiformes; Soleidae. Gene Ontology annotation, biological process: phosphatidylinositol metabolic process. The transcript is spliced from 15 exons. Gene Ontology annotation, molecular function: phosphatidylinositol kinase activity. The record is from RefSeq and is a predicted model, not a curated record. Bases 172 to 1776 code for a protein of 534 amino acids.
CCUGUGUGUGUGUGUGUGUGUGUGUGUGUGUGAGAGAGAGAGAGAGGACUGCAGCAGCAGACACACUGAGGAAGAAAACGACAGGCUGGGUGGUCUGACAGAUCGACACUUGACAAUCAAGACAUGUGGCCCUGAGUCUUGUUUGCCAGGCAAAGCCUUUCCUUAAGCAAGAUGUCAACCACGACAGAAAAUGGGAUGGGAGGGCAAUGGAACACAAGCAGAGAGAAGACAUACAAGAAGACCACGUCAUCAGCCUUGAAGGGAUCCAUUCAGCUGGGUAUUGGCUACACAGUGGGCAACCUCACCUCCAAGCCCGACAGAGACGUGCUUAUGCAAGACUUCUAUGUAGUGGAGAGCGUCUUUCUGCCGAGCGAGGGAAGCAACCUGACCCCAGCACAUCAUUAUCCUGAUUUCCGCUUCAAGACCUAUGCUCCGCUGGCCUUCCGCUACUUCAGGGAUCUGUUUGGCAUCAAACCAGACGACUACCUGUACUCGCUGGUAAAUGAGCCUCUCAUUGAGCUGGGCAACCCGGGGGCUAGUGGCUCUCUCUUCUACCUAACCAGCGAUGACGAGUUCAUUAUUAAAACCGUCCAGCACAAAGAGGCCAAGUUUCUCCAGAGGUUGCUGCCGGGCUACUACAUGAACCUGAACCAGAACCCUCGCACACUGCUGCCCAAGUUCUACGGCCUGUACUGUAUCCAGUCUGGAGGCAUCAACAUCCGACUGGUGGUCAUGAACAACGUGCUGCCUCGCUCCGUCAAGAUGCACUACAAGUACGACCUGAAGGGAUCCACGUACAAGAGACGGGCGUCCAGGAAGGAGAGGGAGAAGUCGUGUCCCACGUACAAAGACCUGGACUUUGAGGACAUGCAUGAGGAGGGGCUUUACUUUGACCCCGAGACAUAUAAUAACCUCAUGAAGACCCUGCAGAGAGACUGUCGGGUUCUGGAGAGUUUUAAGAUCAUGGACUACAGUCUGCUCCUGGGCGUGCACGUCCUGGACCAGAGUCAGAGAGAGGGGGGCGAGUCGGGCCAGGCGGGGGGCGACGGCAGGAGACCUGUGGGUCAGAGGGUGCUUUACUCCACCGCCAUGGAGUCCAUCCAGGGAGACGGCAAAGCAGCCGAGGCUCUGAGCACAGACGACACGAUGGGUGGCAUCCCUGCCAAAACACACAAAGAAGAAAAGCUGCUCAUCUUCCUGGGUAUCAUCGAUAUCCUGCAGUCAUACAGGUUCAUUAAAAAGUUAGAACACUCGUGGAAAGCCCUGGUGUACGAUGGCGACUCUGUCUCGGUGCACCGGCCUGGCUUUUAUGCCAGCCGCUUCCUCAAGUUCAUGAGCACACGGGUCUUCAGGAAGACUCAGCCACUUCGAUUUUCUCCUUCAAAGAGGACACGCACUUCCAUCCCGGCUCUGAAGUCGUCCUCUCAGGAGAUCCUUUCAUCGCAGACGGAUGAGAGGAAUGAGGAGGACAGGAGGGACAGGCUGGGAGGAGCCCGCAGCCUCGCCAGUCUGGACGGACAAGCUGUGUUCGGCUCCUAUCUGCGCCCUGAUCUGGUUCCUGUCGACGUGUCCUUCUACGAGGGUUCCUCCAUGGGAACCAUCUCCACCUCCUCCAUCUUUGUCAGCGUGGACAACCAAACAGACGAGAGAGAUGACGCCGCGUCCAGCUCGACGUUCACCCUGGAGGACAGCGCCAUUUGUCUCACGUCAGAGCAGAGCACGAUGGACGUGGACAUAGACCGCGACGAUGGAUCUGUUCUCGACGUCUACUUGUGAAACAAGCCGCAUUGCAGCCUUCAUUCCCACGUGCCAAUCAUGAGACAAUCGCCGCACACCAUUGGGACAAGGCCACACCGGCCUUUAACUUCACCUCCUGUGCUGCUAAAUCUGUGUUGCCACUCGUCUCGCCAAGACACACAAAAAAAAGACUUGAGAUUCUCCACAGAAUGAAGGGAGUAAGAGAAGAUACAAUGGGGGACACAGUGACGGACAUCCGGCGGGAACCGUGGGAAACAUCAUGCAAUGAACCCGACGGUCACGUGGUAGACUAGAGCAACAAAAAAAUGCUCCGUGCAGUGCCAUCGAGUUUUAUAUAACCUGUUUUCAAGGCAUUUCAUGACAUUUAAUAUGAGACGUUACGAGGUCGUACAUGUCAUUACGAAUCCUGUUCUCUUUCUGCUGACCCUGAAAGAAACGAGAGACACCUUCAGAGGAGAGGAAUGUUUACAGUAAGUGUUGCGACGGCGACAACGUCACACAAAGGACACACAGCAGCCAACCAGGAACAGACGUGAGCUACUGAGGCCAAAACACAGACUUGGACGUGUGUCUCUCGUUAUUCCUGCUGCUCUGACGUGAACCUGAAGCUCCGGUGAAGGGCCGCUGUAAACUCGACAAGUGACAAAACACAGGUUACUGGCUCUUGGAUGAAGCACAGAGCGAGUGGACAAGACACUUACUCUGCAUAAUAAAGGCACUUUUGACAUUAGUUGUGAUUACUGUUAGAAAUAUUUAGCCUCUGAGGACAUUGCUCAGGCAGGUGUGUGAAGAAGCACUUUCCACCCCCCCUCUCUUUUUACUCGACAAAUUCACACCUCUUGUCAGUCACUGAUAAUUACGACAUGUACAGAGACAACGAAGGGACAUCGUAGAUCUUUUUUUUCCCCCCGAUGUGGAGCUUCUAGUUUUUGUGUCGCAACUGAAGACGCUUUUACUCAGGAUCCUUUGAUAUUGAAUCAGCACGUCUUCUUCUUCUCGAGAAGUUAGGAAACGCGCAUCCAACACUUUAGAGGCCGCCUGAUACCUCUUCAUCAUCGAGUCCAUAUCCAACUAUAAAUGUCGAAACAAAGCCCAAUCACAAUCACAUGUCAGUUGAGCCCAUAAUUUAUGUAAAAAUCUAUAUAUUUUACCAUUUGCUGAAAGACAACUUUCAUCGCUGAAUGUAAAGACAAUGCAUAUUUAUAUAUAGAAGAGACCCAUAUAAAUAAACUGCUCAAAUUCUGUG